GCGCGGUUUGGUAGUGGAUACGGUAAUGGCGUCCAUGGGCUGCAUUCUCUCUCCUACUCUUCUCUCUCUAAAAACCCUAAAAACCACCUGCUCUGCUCCCUCUCUCCUCCUCACUUUCCGUGCUCGCAAGCCUCUGAAAACCAAGAUAAUCCAGGGGAGAUCCACAAAAUUCACGGAGACUUUAAAAAUUGUUAACAAGCCGAAAAGCAGACAUAUUCAAUCAAGUGGAGAAAAGGGGUUCAAGUUUUUCUUGAGAAAUUUCAAGUACAUCUCAAUAUUUCAGCCAUUAUGGAAGUGCCAAUACUUUGUGCUGCAGUUUUGGUCGAUGCUUGACUCCAAAAAAAUGAAAUUCAGCAGUCAUUUUAUUGCUCUUCCAAAACUAAGGAAAUUUAGAGAGAUGGUCUACAAUAGUUUCUCAAAAAUUGUUGCUCGAUCAAUAAUAUACUUGAUGAUCAUAAUGUUAGUAUCCGUUGCUGUCAGCAAAAAUCCAUCAUGGGCCCUAACAGAGGAAAACCUCCUUUUUCUGGAGGCAUGGAGAACGAUAGAUCGCGCUUAUGUUGAUAAACAAUUCAAUGGGCAAAGCUGGUUCCGCUAUCGAGAAAAUGCGCUUCGGAAAGAACCAAUGAACACACGAGAAGAAACAUAUAUGGCAAUAAAGAAGAUGCUCGCAACAUUAGAUGAUCCGUUUACUCGUUUCCUAGAACCUGAUCAGUUCAAAAGCUUGCGGUCCGGCACUCAAGGUGCUCUUACAGGCAUUGGUUUGUCAAUUGGUUAUUCAACUGGUGUUGAUGGAGCUUCUACAAACCUUGCUGUGAUUUCAUCUACUCCAGGGAGCCCUGCAGAAAGGGCUGGUAUUACGCCUGGUGAUGUGAUCAUUGCUAUUGAUGAAACAAAUGCUGAAAACAUGGGAUUAUAUGAUGCUGCAGAGCGCCUACAGGGUCCAGAGGGAAGUUCAGUGAAAUUGGAAAUUCGUACUGGAGAUUUCCAACUAAAGAGCUUAACUUUAAAUGAAUGCAGGCGAGAAAAGGUUACAUUGAAUCCGGUCAGAUCGAAGUUAUGUGAGAUUUCUAGUCCAGGGAAAGAUCGUUCCAGGAUUGGAUAUAUCAAGCUUUCUUCAUUUAACCAAAAUGCUUCAGGAGCUGUAAAGGAAGCAAUCGAAACCUUGAGAGGUGAUAAUGUGACUUCUUUCGUGCUAGAUCUACGAAACAAUAGUGGGGGCCUUUUUCCUGAAGGAAUUGAGAUUGCAAAGAUCUGGCUACAGAAAGGUGUGAUUGUAUACAUAUGUGAUAGUCAAGGUGUUCGUGAUAUAUACGAGGCAGAUGGAAGCAAAGCAGUUGCUGCAUCAGAACCUCUAGCUGUGCUGGUAAACAAAGGUACUGCAAGUGCUAGCGAGAUUCUAGCUGGAGCAUUGAAGGACAACAAUCGUGCAGUAUUAUUUGGAGAACCAACAUUUGGAAAAGGUAAGAUACAAUCAGUUUUUGAGCUAUCAGAUGGCUCUGGUUUGGCUGUUACUGUUGCUCGUUAUGAGACUCCUGCACAUACUGAUAUUGACAAGGUGGGGGUUAUACCGGAUCAUCCCCUACCUGCAUCAUUUCCAAUGAAGAUGGAUGAAUUCUGUACGUGCCUCAAAGAUCCUGCUUCAUCUUGCAAUCUCAGUACAGCCCAGCUAUUUUCUCGAUGACCGUCAAAAUUGUGAAAUACUAUUCUUUUGAUGUAGCGAUAUGACACUAGUGAAAAAAAGAGGGAUAAUUAUCACACUAGCUCUGCUCCAGAAAUUUGAUUUUAAGGACUGUAUGCACUGAAAGUUCAUUGAUUUGUUCAUGUAUGCAACACAUUUAUACACAGCUAUUCAAAAUUUUCCACCCUAAUAGUGUUAUUCCGUGCUUAAA
Amborella trichopoda is the source of this 1889-nucleotide messenger RNA. Its product is annotated as Peptidase S41 family protein. Gene Ontology annotation, molecular function: endopeptidase activity; protein binding; serine-type peptidase activity. NCBI's taxonomy places the organism in Eukaryota, Viridiplantae, Streptophyta, Magnoliopsida, Amborellales, Amborellaceae. The record is from RefSeq and is a predicted model, not a curated record. Gene Ontology annotation, biological process: proteolysis.